AUCUUCCGGGUGUGGGUCCCUUGAAUCUCUCUAUAAAAGCAGAACCCAACAUCUCUGUGGUGCAGACCGAGUGUAACUAAGCUGUCUACAAUGAGCAUCCUUUGGCAUAUCACUUGUCUGUUACUGCUGCAUUCCUGCACCCCAGGUUUCUGCAUGCAUGAUGGCAUCGUUGGCGGUAGGGUCUCUAUUCCCCACAGUCGACCCUACAUGGUCUACAUUCGUGACAAGAAAAUAAAACAAACAUGUGGUGGUUUUUUGGUGAGAGAGGAUUAUGUGAUGACAGCUGCCCACUGUAAACCAAGGUUUAAUCAUCUUGAGGUAUUUGUGGGGGUCCAUGACACCAACUUUUUACCUGACGGUAUAGAGGUAGAUCCCAUUCCACAUCCAAAAUUCAAUAUGAAGAGAACAGAUCAUGACAUCAUGCUUCUAAAGCUCAAAACCCCAGUAUCUUUGAGCAAAUUUGUGAGAACUAUCACUUUUCCAAAUCCUGAGAAUGAAAAAAUCUCAAGUAACUGCCUGGUCAUGGGUUGGGGCUGGAAGAAAUACCAUGAAGAGUCUCCAUCACAUGUGCUCAAAGAAGCAAACGUGACUCUGAUAGACUCUGAAAACUGUGGCACGACUGACACUCUGUGCUCUAAGGGAUCGACUGGACCAGCACUGGGAGACUCUGGGGGUCCACUUGUUUGUGGAGGUGUUGCUCAUGGAAUUGUGUCUUUUUCCAGUGCAGACCUCACAGCCUACACUCAUAUUGCCCACUACCUUUCUUGGAUUCAUGACGAAAUGAAACCACCUACUCAGCAGCAAUCUAAGACAGGGAAGGGCAAGCUGGAUAAACUCAUUUAGUUGUAUGUUUCAGUGCAAAGUUCUGUCAUUUAUAUUUGGUGUCACAUUUUCAGCAAUCAGCAUGUGUGUGACAUUAAAAGUGUGGGUUUAAAAUAAAGGCUCAUGUG
This is a messenger RNA of Carassius carassius (crucian carp), 950 nucleotides long. Its product is annotated as granzyme G-like. The transcript has 5 exons. NCBI's taxonomy places the organism in Eukaryota, Metazoa, Chordata, Actinopteri, Cypriniformes, Cyprinidae. Gene Ontology annotation, molecular function: serine-type endopeptidase activity. Gene Ontology annotation, biological process: proteolysis. The record is from RefSeq and is a predicted model, not a curated record. Bases 91 to 843 code for a protein of 250 amino acids.